GGGGAAGGGUCAUAAUGCUAAUGCAUAUCGUCCACAAGCAUUCCUCAUCUUCAAAAUACACUUGCAAAAGAAUUUUCUCUGAAACCAUGGAAGGAGUGUCUUCAGCCGCCAUUGAAGUUCUUGUCCAAAACCUGAUCAACCUUUUCAGGGAUGAGUACUCUCUAUUUCGGGGUCUCGAUGAAGACGCACAACAGCUGCAGAGGACUUUGGGGACGAUUCAAGCCUACUUGAAUGACGCUGAGAAGAAAUCCAUCACCCAAGAUUCUGUCAAGAUCUGGUUGAGGGAGCUUGAAGAUGUGGCUUUCGAUGCAGACAACGUCUUGGAUGAACUGAGUUAUCAUCUUCUCCACAAAAGAGUGAAGAAAAUGAAGACUCCCAAAGGCAAGGAUAAGGUACUCUCAUGCUUCUCAUCAUUUAAUGGCAUUUUACAUCGGCGUGAUAUGGCUCACACGAUCAAACAAAUCAAUGAUACUUUUGAGCGUAUGAACAAAAGGGCAACAGAUCUUGGCAUUCAAAGCAUGGUUGUGAACGCACCUGCUGCUGUUGCUCAUACUUCCAUUGAGACGGAUUCGAUCAGUCUUGAUCCAAUCUUUGUUGGCAGAGAUGACGAUGUGCCUAAACUGGUUCACAUGCUCACCCAAACUCUACCACGGGAAAGGAUGUUCUCCAUCCUUGCUCUUGUGGGAAUGGGGGGUAUGGGGAAGACUACGUUGACUAGGAAAGUCUUUAACCAUGAAAGCUUAAAGGCUCGAUUUGGAUCACUUAUUUGGGUUCAUGUUUCCCAAACUUUUGAUCCAAUCAGUCUUUUCAACAAAAUCUAUUCGACGUUGACUUCAAAUACUGGUGAUAGAGUUGAGAUCAAGGAAGUUAUCCUGAAAAGGCUUAAAGAAGUUCUCAAGUCUAAAACUUAUAUUCUUGUUCUUGAUGAUGUAUGGAACGAAGAUGUUUCAAUGUGGGAAGACUUUAUAAAUUCCAUGUCUGGAGUUACUUCCACUAUGGGAAAUAGCAUUUUGAUCACCACCAGGAGUGAAAAAGUUGCUUCAAUUGUUCACCCAUUUCAUAUUCAUCAUUUGAAUGGCUUAUCAGAUGAAGAAAGUUGGUCCAUAAUCAAAGGCAAAACUUUUGAUGAAAAUGGUGAAGUUCCAUCAGGAUUCGAGAUGAUUGGAAAAAAGAUUGCUAAAAGAUGUAAGGGUUUGCCCUUAGCUGCCAAUAUAGUCGGGGGAGUGCUUCGCGGUAAAUCCGAAGAAGAGUGGCACAUCAUCAAUGAAAAGUGGCUUUCGGAUGCUGAAGGAGGGGAAAAUAUCUCAAAAAUAUUGAAAUUGAGCUUUGAUCACCUGUCUUCAUCGUCACUUAAGAAGUGCUUCACGUUUUGUUCGGUUUUCCCAAAAGGUCGGACAAUCGUGAAGGAGGGGUUGAUUGAACUAUGGAUGGCAGAAGGGUUUCUUCAACCAAGCCAAAGAGAUGACAUGGAGUCCGUGGGAGACAUGUUUUUUAAUGUGCUUCUACAAAACUCUUUGUUGCAAGUUGCAGAUAAAGAUGAGUAUGGAAAUGUUUCAGAGUGUGCGAUGCAUGAUCUUGUGCAUGAUCUUGCAUCUUCUGUCGUAUCCAAUAAUGCAGGUGGCAGUAUUGUAGUUGGAUACAAGUUUGUUGAAGAAGAAUCAAGUCCUAUUCCAAAAAAUGUGGCCAAGCAUUUGCGUACAUUAUUCUUGAAAGGUGGAAUUCCUGAAAUUGUAAACUUGCCGAAAUGGAUUGGUAAACUCCAUCACUUGCAAACAUUAAGAGCAUGCUGGGAGUUAGAGAAUCUGCCAAGUACGUUGAAGUAUAUGUUUAACUUAAGGCAUCUUCAUAUCUAUUCUCGUACAAAGUUGCCAGCGGAGAUUGGGAGAUUGACUAAUCUCCAAACACUACCUCACUUCAGAGUGGGCAAAGAGAAGGGCUACCAAAUUGAAGAGCUCGGAAGUUUGAAGAAUCUCAAAGGAUCAGUAGAGAUCCAAGAUCUGGAGAUGGUGCAUGAUAAGGAAGAGGCUCUGAAAGCAAAUAUAUUUCAGAAACCAAAGUUAUUUGAUUUGGCGUAUUACGUGGAGUGAUGGUAGAGAAGAUGAAAGAAAUGACGAGAGUGUGUUGGAAGCCCUCCAACCUCAUACAAAUCUGAAGAAGUUGAAGAUUUCAGGAUUUGAAGGAAAAAAAUUUCCAACAUGGACUGAAUAUAGUAUGGGAAGGUUCAAAGUUUUCAUGAAUGAAUAUGAAUUAUUUCUA
Salvia splendens (bonfire salvia) is the source of this 2256-nucleotide messenger RNA. RefSeq names its product putative disease resistance protein RGA1. Lineage: Eukaryota; Viridiplantae; Streptophyta; Magnoliopsida; Lamiales; Lamiaceae. The transcript has 2 exons. Gene Ontology annotation, molecular function: ADP binding. The record is from RefSeq and is a predicted model, not a curated record. Bases 15 to 2087 code for a protein of 690 amino acids.